This is a messenger RNA of Prunus mume (Japanese apricot), 1222 nucleotides long. Its product is annotated as senescence regulator (Protein of unknown function, DUF584). The record is from RefSeq and is a predicted model, not a curated record. NCBI's taxonomy places the organism in Eukaryota, Viridiplantae, Streptophyta, Magnoliopsida, Rosales, Rosaceae.
UUGGAAUUUACAAAGAGAAAGAUGUUAUUAACUGGUUUUGUUUUACCUUCUUCGAAGUCAGACUUCUUGGGGACCAAAAGUAAAUACAUGGGAAACCAUCAACUUGGAGAUCUACAAAAGGCAGGUCUGUCUUAUUCAUGUCAUUUUUCACUGCCCUUUUGUACCUGUGGCAGCUUGGGUUCUCCAUAAAAUCUACCCCUAGUCGAAUUCUUCCAAUCAUCCUCAGGUAAGACCUUGUAUAGAAGAAAUAAGAUGUCUUCCCUCUGCUUUUAAGUUCUGGUAAUAGAAAAGAAAACCAUCUACUCAAAAUUUUCUCUUUAACAUAAUCUUGCUUUCCCAUGUUACAGAUACCCCUUUGGAAUCUUGGGAAAGUUGUGGUGCCUGGCAGUUCUCAAUCAGAGAAAGGUAGGCAAUCACCAAUGGAGAAUAGGUAUGGUCUAACAAGGCAGUGCAGUGGAGUUUGGAGGGCCUUGAGAGAUGGAGACUUUGAGGAAGAGGAUGUUUGGGAGGUUCUAAAAGAUAGGAACAUUUCUAGUAACAAAAUGGUUGGUAGAUCCAAGGAAUCCUCUGUUUCUGUUCCAAGACACCUCCCAACUGCUUCAAGAAUGAUCCCAAAAGCUAGCAGUCACAAGUAUGGAAGUGGCAGUAGCUGUAGUAGCAGCAACACCAUCACUCAUGAAGCCAAAAUUGUGCAACAAUCAGCACCUGUCAACAUUCCUGAUUGGUCAGAAGUAUAUGGACAGAAAUCAAAGAAGGCCCCCAAGAAUGUUUCAUGGCAGAAUGAUGAUGCUGAUGAUGAAGAAGAAGUUGGGGAUGAUGAUGGGGACAGUGAUGAUGAUGAUGAGGAGGAAGACUAUGACUCAAAGGUACCCCCUCAUGAAUUUAUUGCUAGGAGGCUUGCAAGGAGCCAGAUUUCUUCUUUUUCUGUUGUUGAAGGUGCUGGAAGGACCCUCAAAGGGAGGGACCUCAGCAAAGUGAGAAACGCUGUUUUAACAAAAACUGGUUUCCUUGAAUCAUUGUGAUCAGGUCUCAUCCAAUGCAAUCAAUCAUGAAGGUCUUGCUAUAAUUGUCAUGUCAUGUAUAGGGGUUUCUGUGAUGGUUUUUUUUUUUUUUUUUGGUCAGAGAAUGUCUUGUGCAGUUAAUGUUUUAGGGUGUAAGAAAUCCAAUUUUAGUUUGUAGAAUUGCCAUGAAAUUCAUCUCCCCUUUCCUCAUGGGUUUUUAA